Molecule: messenger RNA, 4966 nt
Organism: Danio rerio (zebrafish)
Lineage: Eukaryota; Metazoa; Chordata; Actinopteri; Cypriniformes; Danionidae
Source: RefSeq, a predicted model, not a curated record
UUUUAUUAUCGAAACAAAAUAACACUCUGUUAGUAAAAAGCAAACAAUAACACAAAUGUUAAUGGUGCUCAAAACAAAUCCAUAUGCCUUUUAGUGAACAAGUAAUGGUUUCGACGCUGUGUUGAGUGUUGAUUAGGAGCGUUCUAGUCGCGUUGCGUCUCAUAAACAAAGUGUUUGAUUGGGCCAAUGGGUGGCGACGUCAUGACCCUGAACGUGAGAGACGCGUCGCGCGUAUAUUAUUGGAUACAGUAGUCCGCUUCAUAGACUGUAAACGGAGGCUUAUUUCUGUUUGUCGCGUCGCAGGGUAGAUGAGCGAAAGGGUUAACUGUGAUGUCAGCUGCAGAGGCAGGGACUGCUAUUCACUGCAAGCAGUUUCCACCCUGCUUUAAAUACAACAGUCAGUCAACAAACAGUGGUAGAGACUAAAUACAUGAACGAGGAGCAGCGAACGUCAGAGGGAAACGAGGAUCCACUAAGUGCUUUUGAAUGGCAAUGACAUCCUAACGCGUCUGCCGCAUCCCACAGUCAGACCAUGAAUUACGUGGGUCAGCUGGCCGGUCAGGUUUUCGUGCAGGUGAAGGAGCUGUACAGAGGUCUUAAUCCUGCCACUCUGUCUGGCUGUAUCGAUGUCAUUGUGGUGCGUCAGCCUGAUGGCACACUGCAGUGCUCACCGUUUCACGUCCGAUUCGGCAAGAUGGGUGUGCUGCGCUCCCGGGAGAAAGUGGUUGACAUUGAGAUAAAUGGGGAGCCGGUUAGUUUACACAUGAAACUGGGCGAAAAUGGAGAGGCGUUCUUUGUGAAAGAAACAGAAGAUGAUGGGGAGAUGGUUCCAUCCUACUUGGCUACAUCGCCCAUCAUUUCUGAAGGCUCUGCUCUAAUGCAGGCCCAAAUGGGUAAAGGCACGUCCCGCCUGUCUGAAUCUGGAAACGGAACCACCAUUCAAACCCUGGGCCCCAUGCAGCCCCCUGGUGACAGUUCAAUAAUGAAGAAAAGGAGGAAAAGGAGAAGAAAAUCUAAAGUAGACAGCAUGAAGCGUGAGGACAAUGGAGACUCAGAAGACGAGGACAUGUUUCCCAUCGACAUGAGUUCUGAUGAUGAUGACACAGAGGCUUCAGGCAGCAGAGCAAUGUCGCAUGAUUUGUUCGCUGAGCAGCUGAAAGGAGCAAGCAACACAUACAUGCAGUCUGAAAGGAACUGGGCUGGUGUUCAAAGCACCGGCUUGGAGAAGACCUGCUCUUUACCCAUUCCCACCAAUACAGGAUUAUCCAUCUCCUGCCCUCAACAAUCCGCGAUGUUCCACAGAACAGACAGUCCAAAUGGCUCCUUGCCAUCUACACCUAAGAGUGACUCAGAGUUGUUGGAUAGUCAAAGGAACAAAGGAAAACCAGACAAUCCUGAGAUGCUGUGGACAUGGGGAGAGCUGCCUCACGCUGCUAAGCCUUCAUUCCGGCAGCCGCUACCAGAGCCCAUGGUGGUCACCCCAAAGUCAAUACCGCGAUCUGAAAGCACGCACUUCAGAGCCAUCACUGGGGAUGGGAUGGUGGAGUCUCGGGGCAGUGUUAUGUAUGUGCCUGAUAUCAGAACUGAAGAGGCAACAUCUACUGCGGUUGAAGAAGUGGAGCCCAUCAGUGUAGUCGCUCAUCUGAUCACAGAACUCGAGGACGGCCGUCACAGUCCUGGAGCUCAUGCCAUUAGCAAGACGGACUCUCCAUCCAAAAGAAAAGACAAGAGAAGCCCACACUUGGGAUCAGAUGGAGUAUAUCUGGAUGACAUCACAGAGUUGGAGCCUGAGGUGGCGGCCUUGUACUUUCCAAAAAGUGAUGGAGCAACAUCUUUGAGGAGUGGAGCAGAUUCUAGAAGUGCCAAUCAGUCUCCUCAGUCAGUGGGCAGUAGUGGAAUGGACAGUGGGGUGGAAAGCUUUUCUGACCAGUUAGGAGACUUGCCUCACAUUGCGAUCUCUCUAUGCGGAGGUCUGUCAGAAAACAGAGAGAUCACUAGAGAGGAAUUUGAGGAACGUGCAAUAUCUUAUCAGGAGUUUGCAGAUAAUCCCGCUAUCAUUGAUGAUCCCAACUUGGUUGUAAAGAUUGGAACUAAGUAUUACAACUGGACCACAGCCGCUCCUAUUGUACUGGCAAUGCAGGUUUUUCAGAAGCCCUUGCCAACGGCUACAGUAGAGAACAUCAUGAAGGAGAAGAUGCCCAAGAAAGGAGGACGCUGGUGGUUCUCGUGGCGCGGAAGAAACAGCAGCUCCAAAUCGGAAUCAGCAGCAGACCAGAUUGAAUGUGGAGAUGAGUCAAUAAGAACAGGAUCUGUCAGCAGAUUAAAGGAUGAAUCCUCAUCCAGUGAAGAUGACAGUGGGGGUGCUAAACAGAUUGCUGUGAUGAAUCAGCCUGAAGUUCUCCAUAGCUCUGGAGGCCACUGCUACAGAAAGACACUUCGUUUGUCCCCAGAACAGCUAGCCAGUCUGAACUUAAAAGAUGGCCCCAAUGAUGUGGUUUUCAGCGUCACCACCCAAUACCAAGGCACCUGCCGUUGUGAGGGCACCAUUUAUUUGUGGAACUGGGAUGACAAAAUAGUGAUUUCAGAUAUUGAUGGCACCAUCACAAGGUCUGACACCCUGGGACACAUUUUACCAACUCUGGGAAAAGACUGGACCCAUCAGGGCAUUGCCAGACUUUAUCACCGAGUAAGCCAGAACGGCUACAAGUUUAUGUACUGUUCAGCUCGGGCGAUUGGCAUGGCUGAUAUGACCCGGGGUUACCUGCACUGGGUUAAUGAAAGAGGCACUAUGCUACCAAUGGGACCUGUGCUGCUUAGUCCUAGCAGUCUAUUCUCUGCAUUUCACAGGGAGGUCAUUGAGAAGAAGCCAGAAAAGUUCAAAAUCGAAUGUCUGACUGACAUUAAAAACUUGUUCUAUCCAAACGCAGAACCCUUCUAUGCUGCUUUUGGAAACAGGGCAACAGAUGUUUAUUCAUAUAAAGAAGUGGGAGUGCCUUUGAACAGAAUAUUCACUGUGAAUCCUAAGGGAGAGCUCAUUCAAGAACAUGCAAAGACCAACAUAUCAUCUUAUGGUCGUCUGUGUGAGGUUGUGGAUCAUGUCUUUCCUCUUCUGAUCAGAGGGAACACCACCGACUUCCCCUGUUCAGACACAUUCAGCCAGUUCACCUUCUGGAGAGAACAGUUACCAGAAGUAGAAAAGCAGGAUCAACAGGCUUGAGAGGACAAACUAACAAAAGCCAACAUCAGCUAAAUCUCAGCACUAACGCUGCACUGCCAUAGGUAUUACUGUACGCACAAGCAACCAAGCACUUUGCAGACCGCAUGUCGCCCUCUGCCUGUUCUUUCUAUAUUAUCUUAUUCUUUUAACAUGCAUUUAUGAUUUCUGUGUGUGUUCUGUAUGUUGAGUAUUAUGGAACUCAUAUUAGGGAUUUGUUUUGUUUGUUUAUGGUACAGUUAUUUCAAGUGCCAAAUGCAUUACUCAUAAAUCACAAGGUAAUUACAUUAUGCUAUUAGAAAUGUCUAUUGGUUUUGUCCAAGGUUGAUAAAUGAGGGAAGAUAAUUAUUUUAGUACAUACUAUAACAACGUUUGCUGAUCAAUUAUCAAAAAAAAAAGUUCCCUGGAAUUAAAAAAAUUAUAACAAUAGGACUCAGAUCUGGGUAUAAAUCAAGCUGUAGAAAAUCUCAGGUGUUUUAAAAUUUAUACAGGUAGUCAUUUGCAACCUAAGUCAACUUCCAUAAAUUUUUUUUUUUUUACUAAUUAUUUUACUUCUCCAUUUACCUAAGAACAAAUGAAGCAGAAUAUUACUGAAUUAUGUAAUCUGGACAACUAUGUACGACUUAUAUAUUAUUAUUUGCAUUCCUUAUUAUUAUUUGUGUAUAUAAUGUAAAGUACAUGAUAUGACCAGCAGAUACAAAUCAUUCAGAAAUUAAUGUUAUUUAUCAUACUCAUCAGCAUGCUAAACAAAAGCAAACAACAAUGCAAAGAACACUCAGGUCAUCAAGUAUUUCCUACCUGUAUUAAUUCCUUCAUAAUACCGUCAUAUAAUAUUUAAUACGCCAUAAACAUUUUCAUGCAUAAAACCAUUUUUGUCUAGUGAUUUUAGCUUUAUUUCAGGAUUUAAGAAUAUAAAACCUGAAUUCAUGGUGCAUUAUAUUAUCUUAAGUUCAUUUGAGUGAUCUGAGUUCUACCAACACCUCUACCCAAUGGUGCAUAUUGUUUGUCUUAUUAAAGGAUGAGCUGGAUUGCGAGUUAUGAAAGCAGUGUAUAAUUAAAUAUAUGUCUAUAGUGAAUGAACAAGGAUUUUGUGUAAUAUGUAAAUGGACAACAUUUGUGUAGUUGCUCCACCUUGUAUUUAACAAGGAAAAGUAUAUUCACCCGUUUAUCAAGGAGCACAUUAAAAAGCACUGACAUGAUGCAUGAAUGAUAAAGAGGCUUUAGAGACUGAUUUGAAAGAACUGUGUAUAUUUUAUGGCAAUUCAUGUGUUAUUGUUUUGCAAAUUAAAAAUAGUGUAUGACACAGAUGUGUGCAACAUGAAAAUGCAAUUUUUACUAAUCUCUAAUUGGUUCAGUUUGGCGAUAAAGACUUAUUGUAUGUGACAGAUGACUGCUACAAACUUACAAACUGUGAAUGAUCAGGUCAAAACAUGAUAGAAUGUUUCUGCUCUCUCUGUACUUAACAAAGAUUUCUUAUUCUGAACAAAAAAGUGGAAUAAUAUAAAGACUGUGGUACUAAAUCCAUGUAACAUGUCUUGUUCAUAACGUCCAUAACUUAAAGUUACAUUAGCUUUGUUCUGUUUGCAGUCUCCAUGGAGUUUUAUAUUCUUUCUGUGAAAGAUCUUGUUGCCUAAGUUGUGGCAGUUGAGUUGAUGUGUCAUUCUGUUAAGCAUUGAGAUGUAAAAACUACUGUUGCGUGUAUAUUUUAAGAUGCCAAAUCUCAGUAUGUAAAUUAAAAUCCCAUUACAUGAA